Theobroma cacao (cacao) is the source of this 5452-nucleotide messenger RNA. Its product is annotated as putative disease resistance protein At4g19050. The record is from RefSeq and is a predicted model, not a curated record. NCBI's taxonomy places the organism in Eukaryota, Viridiplantae, Streptophyta, Magnoliopsida, Malvales, Malvaceae. Gene Ontology annotation, molecular function: ADP binding; protein binding.
AUGGAAUUCACGAGUGCAAAAGCAAAGGUGGAUGACGCAGAGAAGAUACAUAAUCUGCUGGAAAAGGGCAAUGAAGAAAGGGUUGUCCUCGCUGGGGAUGCAGGAACGGGGAAAACAUGGUUGGCCCGACAAAUAAGCAAGUUUGCAACAGGUGCCACAGGCUCCUUCUAUAUGUCUCUUUGGAUAUCUCUGAAUGAAAAGUUCGACGACUACGGGUCUCUUCUCCAUUCCCUUGCGCGCCAGUUGCGUAUUCCGACCAGUGCUAAUGCGAAUGUGUGGGAAGAUGUUGAAUAUGCUGAUGAUGCUGAUGAUACUGACGAUGAGAAAAAGGAUGUUGAUGACUACCGGCUUAGGGUGAAGGUGAUGGGAAAGCUUUACGAGAAGAACAGAGAAAUGAGUGAGAAGAUGCGUAAGGAGGAGAGUGAAGCAAAGCACACCUGUCUUCUGCUGGUGUUGGAUUCGGAAGGAGUGGUAAUGACCGAAGAUUAUGAUGACUUCGUGAAAAAGCUUUUUCAUUCUGAUGAAAAUGUCAAAACGGAGGACGAAGCUUCAUUCAAACACAAGGUUCUAAUCACAACAAGGAAAAGUGAAGAAGAAGGAUCUAUCACUAAGGACUCAAGGGUGGUUGAGGUUCAACCCUUUUCGGGGGAUGAAGCAGUGAUAUUCUUGGAAAAUAGAGUUCGGGAGGAAGUUUCUAGGGUUCCAAAUUUUGAAAUAUUUCGUGUUGCCAUUAAAGAAAGGAGCGAGGUUUUGCCUGCUCAAAUUAAUAUGUUAACAGAAGCCUUAAAUCAAAUUGCAAAAGAUGGUCCUGAAGCAUUGAGGCGUGCUUUCGAUAUUGCAGCCCUUAACAUUCUGCGGCGUGCUGACAAAGCUGACAAAGGCCUUGUUCAUUUUGCAUAUGAAAACUUGUCUGGCGACUGCCUGAUUGAUUGCUUUUGGCAUAGCUGCUACUUCUUGGAGAAACAUGGUGCUGUUAACUACAACGAGUUGAUCACUCACUGGAUACUGGAAGGCCAUCUUGAUCUUGCUGUUGGUCUCAAGAAGGCUUACGAGAAGGGAUACAAUGUCAUGAUGGAGCUUAUAGAUCGUGGCAUGCUGAAGAUGCGAGAACCCAAUCUAAUUGUUUUGGAAGUAGGAACGCUUCGUCUGGAGGAUCAUAGCUGUCGUGGAUUAUUUGGGAAAUCCAAGUUGGGGCUGGCUAGCGUGCUUGAGGGUGACAACAAAAAAGUUUUUGAAAGAAUGGCACCAGCUGAUGGCAUGAUAAAGACAGUGCGAACGGAUCAGGAAGGAAAAACAGUUUCCUCACUCCUGAUUGAGGGAAGCUAUCUAUGCAGGGAAGUCCCUGACACAUUCUUUCAAGAAAAAGAGCACCUCAAAGUUCUGGCCAUUUUUAACCCCAGGCUCACAUCCCUCCCAAAAUCCAUAUCUAAAAUGGAGAAUCUGCUUGUGCUUGUGCUCAGAGACUGUCAUCUGCUGAAUGACAAUAUGGAAUGCAUUGAGAAUCUCAAAGCAUUAAUUGUUCUUGAGAUAUCUGGUGCACCCUUUCUGAAGGAACUGUCAGAAGUACUUUUUACAAACAUGAACCAACUUCGAAGCCUCAAUCUAUCUGCACUCAGAAUCAAGUCAUUGCCAGCAAGUCUGUCCAACCUGACUGAACUACGCAGGCUCAUCCUUAGACAGUGUUCUUGCCUGGAGACUCUGCCAAAGCUAGCAAAGCUCAAAAACCUUGAGGUAAUUGAUCUUUCUGGAUGCUCCUCUUUGAUAAAGAUCCAAGAAAAAAGUUUCAAGUCAUUUGAAAAGCUUCGAGUCAUUGAUUUUUCUGAAACCAAAAUUGAGAAAUUACCAAUUGUUCAGACUCUCAAACAUUUAACACUCCUUUUGGCUAAAGGAUGUGAUCAUUUAUCUGGACUGCGCCUAAUGAAACAUCUGCCAGACCUCAAGGUUCUUGAUGUUUCAGGCGCCACUAGGAUAAAGGAAAUACAGUAUGACAGCUUUGAAGGCACUGACAACCUCAGAAUCCUUGAUCUGUCCAAAACCGACAUUAGAUUUUUACCUGACAGCCUUGGCAAACACCUCUGUGAUCUCAAACUGAAAGGUUGUUCUAAGCUUGAAAAACUCCCAAGCACAAGAGCACUUACAGACCUAGAGUCUCUUGAUCUUUCCGAAGACUCCAGUCUGCAAAAGUUUCCAGACAGAUUUUUUGAAAAUUUGUCUAGUCUUCAGUCCCUCAACCUCUCACAUACCAAAGUUAAAAGUCUUCCAGCUCUUCCCAACCUUCACAACCUUCAGCGCCUUUUCCUAAAAGGUUGUUUGUUUGAAAACCUUCCAGAGUUGAAAGAACUUACUGGCCUUGUGGAACUUGACCUCUCAGGUUGUGAAAGCCUAGUGAACUUGCCGAGCUUGGCCGAUCUUAAAUAUCUUGAGAUUAUUAAUCUUUCCAGUUGUAAAUCUCUGUCAGGAAUAGAUAAAUACUUCCAGCACAUGUCUUGGCUUCAGGUACUCAAUGUCUCAGAAACUCAGAUUCCAUCCUUCCCAUCCCUACCCAAUCCUAGCAAACUCCGGUCCCUUAUUCUAAGGAAUUGCACCAAACUAGAAGAAUCUCCAGAUUUUCAAAUCCUGGUAGAACUUGAGCAGCUUGACCUACGUGGUACGAGCUCUUUGAAGGAUAUCAAGGCCGAAUCUUUCAAUCAACUGGCUCAGCUUCGAACACUGAAGUUAUCUAAGAUUGCACUUAAAGGCAUGCAAUCUUCACUGUCAGCUUUGACGGAACUUCAAGUUUUGGAUCUUUCCGCAGAAGCUGUUGAGUCUUUGCCAUCUCUUGGUGGUCUUAGCAAACUACGGCAGCUUUUGCUAAGAGGAUGUUCGAGCUUAAAGGAGUUGCCAUCAUUGAAUUCUGGUCUAGAGGUGCUUGAUCUCUCAGGAACCAAGGUAAAGAAUCUGGGAGAAAAAAUUUCAAAGUUGACUAAUUUAAAGCGUCUUCAUCUACCGGAGAAGGUGAUUGAAGAAUUUAAAGGGGAGAACGUCAAGUUCCUACCAUUGGAGGUAAACUUGGAUCGGUGUUGUAUCUCUGAGCCUUCUGAGAUUCCUAAGGGGGGUGAGAAACCUUCUAUGGUUGUGCAUGGCACAGAACUCCUCCAAAGUUUGAAGAAAGAUCCUACGUUAUUGGAGAGUAUCAGUUCUAUUUCCUCUGUUCACUCUGUUAAAACACAUGGCAGAGAUGAGGACAAUUACGAUGACAGUCGUAGACAAAUCUUCAGCGAUAUCUACUCCAUGAUUAGAAAACUUCCUCUUGAGGCAAAAGAUGGACAGUUUCUGGAAAUCCGAGGAUUUGAUGAUUAUCCCAUUGAUAUUGAGUUUGUUCUUGAGCACGCGAAGUAUAUCAUGUUGGUUGAAAAUCAAUUUUUGAAAAACUUGUCUGAUCUAAAGCCUGAUAGCUUGAAGAACAUGAAAGGAUGUUGGCUAGAGAGGUGCUCCGGAAUGGAGAGUAUUUUUGCUAAGGCUGAUCUUGAAAUGGAAAAACCCCUUGAGAUUCUGUGGAUUUCUAACCUUCCUAGUUUGAAGAGUUUGUACCAAGAGGAAGUGCAAUCCCUGAGUUCUGGGAACCUAAAGAUUUUGUACAUUGAUUGCUGCCCAACACUGGAAACUGUUUUCUCAUCAGGGCAGCUGCCAGAAAACCUGGAAACUCUCCAAAUUAUGUUUUGUGAUAACUUGAAGAAUUUGUUUGGAGCUAAGGAUUCAGCCAAAAGUGAACCGCAAACCACAAGUUCAGCAGACAAGGAAGUGGACACCACGAGUUCCACAAAGAAGGAAGUGCAGACCACAAGUGCAGCAGACAAGCUUCCAGCCAAGAAGGAAGUGCAGACCAAAAGUUCAGCAGACAAGGUUUCAGCCAAGAGGGAAGUGCAGAGCACGACUUCCACGGACAAGGAAGUGCAAACCACGAGUUCCGCAGACAAGGAAGCGCAGACCACAAUUUCCUCAGACAAGGAAGUGCAACCCACGAGUUCAGCUGACAAGGAAGUGCAGACCACGGCUACCGCAAAGAAGGAUGUGCAAACCAUGAGUUCAACAGACAAGCAACUGCAGACCAUGAUUUCGGCAGAAAAGGAAGUGCAGACCACAAGUAGAAGCAAUCUCAAGCAUUUGCAUAUAUCCCAUUGCCCAAUGCUUGAAACUGUUUUCUCAUCAGCGCAGUUGCCAAAAAGAUUGGAAAUUCUACGAAUCAAGUGUUGUGGUAAGUUGAAGAGUUUUUCUGGGCAGGAGUUGAUCAACUUGGAAUUGCCAAACUUGCACACAUUACAUCUGUUAGAACUGCCAGCUUGGACUGCGUCCAGCAUCAGCCUAAAAUCAAACAAAUCAAUUCCAAAUGUUGAAGUUAGUCCCAAUAUACCAGUAGAAAAAAGUCUCAGGUCAGGAAAUGCAUCAAAAGAAAUCACUGGAGCUGAUAAGAAUUGAGACUUAAUGGAAGACAAAAGGCCUCAAGCAGGUUGGCCAUGUGUAAUUUCAGAAAUACGAAGUGGAGAUGUACCAAUUGAGGAAAAACUAAGAGGAGGACAGCCUAGAAGCUUUGAUCAUGUGGAAAGUGGACAUAAGAAUCUUAGCUAAGUUGGAUUGAUUUGUUCAAGUAGAGAGAGGAAAGAGAGGUAAACAGAGACAUGGAUUGAAUACAGAGGGAGAGAGAGAGAGAUUUGUCCUCUUUAGAUCUUUCAGUGACUUGAUCCACUGUGAGAAUAAGUUUCUAUCUCCUACCUAAUGGAUUAAUACUGCCUAAUGAUCGUGGGGUUAGAAGCUAAACUGUUAUACAAAGUCCAUAGGCUAGGUAGAUCCUAAAAGUUGAUAUUGUUAAAAACACAUAGGAAUUUCAGUCUAGAUGGAAAGCUUUAAGGGCUUGAUGAGCAGAAUGAUCUCUAUCUUGCAAAUGGUCAAGUAUGACUUCAGGUCCUUCUUUGUUUUAUAUUGUACACAAUCCGCUCAUUCCUGCUUAUAUUACAUACAGUUUCAGUGAAGAUUAGGAAUUUAAUACCUACUGCAACCAUGUGUAACUCUCUGACUUCUCUGUUUUCACUUUCUGAAGCAAGGCUGUCUCUGUAUACUGUGCAUAAAAGAUUAUUUUUCUGGGUUAAGCAAACCUUGUGAUUUGACUGAAAAGAAGCUCUAGCUGUAUUAUUAGGUCACCCCAAAAUCAAACAUGUCCCAAUGUUGGCACAUAAAUGAGUUGGUUAAUUUUGAGUGAAUCUUCAGGAUAUUUUCCUGCACAAUGUGCAUGUACUUGAGCCACACUUCAAUACAAGCCAUGCUAUGCAGGCAUUAAUCGUUUAAGCAUCUUUGAAAGCGCUUUUUUUCUUGCCUGGAUAAUAAGUUGUGAUCUUGAUUAUGCAAUCAAUUUUGUGCUUUUCUAGGUUUGAUGAGAUCCCUGACUGUUUAGUGCCCAAAAUUCAUUGUGAAGUUGUUU